AUGCUGGUGCAAGGUGGGAAGCUGUGCCCACACCGAGGGGUCCCCACCACCCCAGCGCCUGCAGCAGAGGCUAAGGUUGCCUAUGGGACCACAGAAAACAGCCCUGUCACCUUCAUGGGAUUCCCCAAUGACAGCAUCUCCAGAAAAACUGAGACGGUGGGAUGUGUCUUCCCCCACACAGAGGCAAAAAUUGAGGAUCCAGAAACAGGGCAGCCUGUGCCCCUGAACGCUCCCGGCGAGCUCCAGAUCCGCGGCUAUUGCGUCAUGUUGGGCUACUGGGAUGACCCUGCCAAGACAAAUGAAGUGGUCACUGCUGAGAAGUGGUACAAGACAGGGGACCUUGCCAGCCUGGAUGAGCAUGGCUACUGCAAAAUUAUAGGUCGCUGCAAGGACAUGAUUAUUCGGGGAGGAGAGAACAUCUACCCAGCAGAACUUGAGCAGUUUCUCCACACCCAUCCCAAGGUUGAGGAGGUCCAGGUGGUUGGCGUGAAGGAUUCUCGGAUGGGAGAAGAGAUUUGUGCCUGCAUCCGGGUGAAGGUUGGGCAGGACUGCACUGAGGACGAGAUCAAAGCUUUCUGCCAAGGGAAGAUCUCCCACUUCAAGAUCCCGCGGUACGUCGUGUUUGUGGGGCAGUACCCGCUCACCGUCUCCGGCAAGAUUCAGAAAUACAAGUUGAGGGAGCAGAUGGAGAAGCACCUUCAGCUCUGAGCUCGGGAAGGCAAAGCAAAAACCAGGAUGAACCGGCCCUGC
Merops nubicus (carmine bee-eater) is the source of this 750-nucleotide messenger RNA. RefSeq names its product acyl-CoA synthetase family member 2, mitochondrial-like. Lineage: Eukaryota; Metazoa; Chordata; Aves; Coraciiformes; Meropidae. Gene Ontology annotation, biological process: fatty acid metabolic process. The transcript is spliced from 7 exons. Bases 1 to 708 code for a protein of 235 amino acids. The record is from RefSeq and is a predicted model, not a curated record. Gene Ontology annotation, molecular function: medium-chain fatty acid-CoA ligase activity.